Molecule: messenger RNA, 1134 nt
Organism: Histoplasma mississippiense
Lineage: Eukaryota; Fungi; Ascomycota; Eurotiomycetes; Onygenales; Ajellomycetaceae
Exons: 1
Coding region: 1-1134 (377 amino acids)
Source: RefSeq, a predicted model, not a curated record
AUGUCUGGAGGAGUAACACCAGAAUCCACAACCGCAGUCCUAGCCGCAGGCGUUCCCAAAGAGUCAGACAAGGCUCGAGAAACAGAAAUGGGUGCUCCUACUAUUUCAUCUGUUGCUCCAGAUUCAACCACCGCUAAUCUGGCGAAAGUGGUCCCACAAGAGAACAGCAAGGAUUCGGCUCCCGGAGCUUUCCCAGUGACACCCGGAGAAUCGGAGAAGCUCUCAGUCAGCCCAAUCCCAGCGACGGAAGGUAUUGGCAACCCGAUCCAUCUCGAGCCGGGUCAAGCGGUCCCUGACCCUAGCACAUACACAAAAAAUACAAUCAGUUCUACUGUCAUGGCGGAUAGGGAAGGAUACGAGAAUGCUAGUGCUACAGGUGCGGCCACUAUCCAUCCAACCAACGGCACCAAUGGGGUCACGGCUCCCUUCAUCCAAUCCAGCGCUCCCAUAUCAACCACUGCCGCUCUCGCCGGUGCUGUGCCGCUCGAGACUACCAACUCCAAUGCAAACGGAUCCAGCGAACCAGAAGUUGCUGCCAGCAGCAUCCCCGUAACGGUCAAAAAGUCGUUGGAUAAAGCUCACAAGGAACCAGGAGCCGCAGACGACCCCGCUGUUGUCCAGGAGAAGAAAGAGGUUGAGAGGGAGUUGCUCGGAAGUGUAGAACCCGCUGGAUCUACCUCCACUAGUACACCCGCAGUAGUUCAAGACUCCAUCGAAAAAGCGCACUGGAACCCCGAAGCCGCGGCUGUGCCUCAAACUGUGGCUGAGAAGGAGGAGGUUGAGCAGGAGCUGCUGCACGAUGUGGAGCGUGUUGAUGCAUCUGGCGAACCUGCGCCCAACAUCUCGCAGGGAAACCAAAUUGGGUCUGUCUCGCCGAAAUCGCAGCCGGUAGCACCUGCUGCGGCGGCGGAUACCGCAGGAGCCCCAGCAACCGAGCAGGCACAGCCAGCUGUCACGACGGGACCCGAAACAACUACCGCGUCUGCAGCUGCCGGAAAUACUUCCAGUACCAACGCCCCUGCGACUGGGGCGGGAGAAGAGACCCCGACGGCCACGACGGAUGAAGCCAAGAAGAAGAAGAAGAAGAACCGCGCCAGCGCGCUCUUCUCGAAGUUGAAGGAAAAGUUUAAGUGA